Thlaspi arvense is the source of this 2709-nucleotide messenger RNA. NCBI's taxonomy places the organism in Eukaryota, Viridiplantae, Streptophyta, Magnoliopsida, Brassicales, Brassicaceae. The record is from the annotation of a GenBank genome assembly.
UAAUUCUGGUAUUUUAUAACACCGUAAGUACAAUAGUAUGAUUUGCGCCCACCACUCGCUCUAUCUACUAGAUCCCGAUCUGGAAAUUUCUCUACUCUCGUGUUCUCUCUACUCAUAAAGUUUCAAUCUUUGGAGAAAUCUGAGCCAACCAGUUGUAAUACUUGAAAUUGAGACAAAUACCCGAAUUUUUGCAAGAGCAUCUAAAGGUUGCCAUCGUCAUUUUCAUCUUCGUCGUUACAAUCGGUGUAGCGAGAAUGUGGAAACUGAAGAUCGCCGAGGGAGGUAGUCCAUGGCUGAGAACCACCAAUAAUCACGUCGGAAGGCAGUUUUGGGAGUUCGAUCCGAAGCUUGGGACCCCUGAGGAGCUCGCCGACGUCGAGGAAGCUAGACAAUCCUUUACGGAGAACCGAUUCGUGAAGAAACACAGCUCCGAUCUGCUUAUGCGCCUUCAGUUUUCAAGAGAGAACUUGAACAGCUCAGUUUUACCUCAAGUCAAAGUAGAAGAUGGUGAUGAUCUUACAGACAAGAUGGUGGAAAGCACGUUAAAAAGAGGUGUAGAUUUCUAUUCGACGAUACAGGCGCAUGACGGGCACUGGCCAGGAGAUUAUGGUGGUCCUAUGUUUCUUCUACCAGGACUGAAUGAGGACGGAGGUUGGGGUCUACAUAUUGAGGGCCCCAGCACCAUGUUUGGGUCUGUCUUGAACUAUGUUACUUUAAGAUUGCUUGGAGAAGGACCAAAUGAUGGAGACGGAGCUAUGGAGAAAGGGCGAGACUGGAUACUAAAUCAUGGUGGCGCUACCAAUAUCACAUCUUGGGGAAAAAUGUGGCUAUCUGUACUUGGAGCUUUUGAAUGGUCUGGUAAUAACCCACUGCCACCUGAGAUAUGGCUUCUUCCGUAUUUCCUGCCAAUCCAUCCAGGAAGGAUGUGGUGUCAUUGUCGGAUGGUCUACUUGCCGAUGUCGUAUUUGUAUGGAAAAAGGUUUGUAGGUCCCAUAACGUCCACUGUUUUAUCACUGAGAAAGGAGCUUUUCACUGUACCAUAUCAUGAAGUCGACUGGAAUGAAGCACGUAACCUUUGUGCAAAGGAGGAUUUAUACUAUCCACACCCACUUGUGCAAGAUAUUCUUUGGGCAUCACUUCACAAGUUUGUUGAGCCUGUUCUAACGCGAUGGCCUGGUGCAAAUUUGAGAGAAAAGGCUCUAAGAACGACACUAGAACAUAUUCAUUACGAAGAUGAGAAUACAAGGUACAUCUGCAUAGGACCGGUGAAUAAGGUACUAAAUAUGCUUUGUUGUUGGGUAGAGGACCCAAACUCAGAGGCUUUCAAAUUGCACCUACCAAGAAUCCAUGACUAUCUGUGGAUAGCUGAAGAUGGAAUGAAGAUGCAGGGUUAUAACGGAAGCCAGCUAUGGGAUACGAGUUUUGCUGUUCAAGCUAUUCUGGCAACCAACCUUCUUGAAGAAUAUGGGCCCGUUUUGACAAAAGCACAUUCGUAUGUCAAGAAUUCACAGGUUUCAGAGGAUUGCCCUGGAGAUCUGAGUUACUGGUAUCGCCACAUAUCUAAAGGGGCUUGGCCUUUUUCAACUGCAGAUCACGGUUGGCCUAUCUCCGAUUGCACCGCUGAAGGACUUAAAAAUGCAGAUGGAGGCCUCGCAACAUAUGAGCUCACAAGGUCAUACCCUUGGUUGGAGCUAAUCAACCCAGCAGAAACCUUUGGUGACAUUGUUAUCGAUUAUCCUUAUGUGGAAUGUACGUCAGCUGCAAUCCAAGCUCUAAUAGCAUUUCGAAAGCUGUAUCCGGGUCAUCGGAAAAAGGAUGUGGAUGAGUGCAUUGAGAAGGCGGUUAAGUUCAUUGAAUCUAUUCAAGCAGCAGAUGGCUCAUGGUAUGGAUCAUGGGCUGUUUGCUUCACGUAUGGUACGUGGUUCGGAGUGAAAGGCCUUGUAGCCGUUGGAAAGACAUUGAAAAACUCUCCACAUGUUGCCAAAGCUUGUGAAUUUCUACUGUCGAAACAAUGUCCUUCGGGCGGAUGGGGAGAAAGCUAUCUUUCAUGUCAAGACAAGGUAUAUUCAAACCUCGAAGGCAACAGGUCUCAUGUGGUGAAUACAGCAUGGGCUUUGCUAACACUCAUUGGUGCUGGGCAAGCUGAGGUAGAUGAAAAGCCACUACACCGUGCUGCAAGAUACUUGAUUAAUGCUCAGAUGGAGAAUGGUGAUUUCCCCCAACAGGAAAUAAUGGGAGUCUUCAAUAGGAACUGCAUGAUAACUUACGCUGCGUAUCGAAACAUUUUUCCGAUAUGGGCUUUGGGGGAGUAUCGUAGUAAGGUUCUAUUGCAACAAGAAGAAUGAGUAGGGGAGGAACUUUGUAGGUUAAAACGCUUUACUUUAUCCAGAGUUGUCUUCUCCGUAUGGAUCUACUCUCAUUGUCGUCUAGUGAACCAAUGUUUGUGUAAUUUGACUUUUACUCAAAUCUUGGUUGCAGAUUUUGUUUUCUUCUCUGAAAUUAUAAACGUUCAUUUGCUUGCUUAGUUCGCGUGCAUUGGCAGCUUCUUUCCUUGGGUCUGAAGUUAGGGAUGGCAAAUCCACAUCCUUUUGGUUUGAUCGAACUCGUACGAAACAUCUCAUGUUUGCAUUAGUUCUCAGCCAUGUUUCAGCCACAUCUCUAUGUUUAGUUUGUAUAUAACGGGAAAAUUUACAAAACGAGAACAUUAAA